AUGAUGAAUGGAUUGGGUAGACAAGAUAUUGAUUUCAACACAAUUUGGAAAAAUAUAGCAGAUCAAGUUUAUAAAAUAUUGACAGGUUCCCAAAAUGUUUCAGCAAUGUUUUUAUACGAGGAUGUUUAUAAACUUUGUAUAGCACAACCUCAACCAUAUUGUGAACCAUUAUAUGAAAAUAUUAAAAAAUUUUUCGAACAACAUGUAGAUCAAAUCUUAUUAAUAAUUUUAGAUACAAAAUCAGAUACAAUCUCUGAAUAUUUAAAACAAUGGAAAUUAUUCUUUUCUGGUUGUGAAUUAUGUAAUAAAGUUAUUUUUAGAUAUUUAAAUUUAAAUUGGAUUAAUAAAAAGAUUCUAGAUAAAAAGUUUGGCCAUCCACCUGAUGUUUAUGAAAUUCAAAUUCUUGGACUUAUGAUUUGGAAAGAGAGAUUAUUUUUUAAGAUUAAAGAUAGAGUAUUAAAAUGUGUAGAGAUUUUAAUUCAAAAAGACAGAGAUGGUGAAUUGGUUCAACACCAAUUUAUUAGUCAAUUCAUGGAAAGUUUAAUUAAAUUAGAUAGUGUAGAUAAAGAUAGAACAUUAUAUUUAAUUGAAUAUGAAGCAUCAUAUUUAGAGAAUACUAGACAAUUUUAUACAAGAGAAUCAGUUGCAUUUAUAGCAUCAAGUGGUAUCUCUUCAUAUAUGAAGAAAGCAGAGACAAGAAUCGACGAAGAGGAACAACGUUCACAAAAAUAUUUAAAUUCAUCAUCACAUGAUAAAAUGAGAAGAUUGUUACAUUCUAUCUUGAUCGAAAAGCAUAAGGAAUUGUUACAAUCAGAAUGUAUCAAUUAUUUAAAGGAUGAAAAAUUAGAUGAAAUCUAUAAUAUGUAUAAAUUAUUAUCAAGAAUUGAAGGUGGUUUAGCUCCAGUAUUAGAAACUGUUCAAAAGUAUAUUCAACAUGUUGGUAUUGAUGCAAUUAAAUCAAUUCCUGAUAGAAAUAAUCCUGAUCCAAAAAUUUAUGUUGAAACAUUAUUAAAAAUUUAUUUACAAUUUAGUUCAAUUAUAAAGAAAUCAUUUAAUAAUGAUGUUUCAUUCAUAACAGUAUUAGAUUUAGCAUGUCAUAAGAUUUUCAAUCAAAAUCAUAUCACUAGGAAUACAACUAAAUCACCAGAGUUAUUGGCAAAAUAUUGUGAUAUGUUAUUGAAAAAAGGUAAUAAACAACAUGAAGAAAUUGAAUUGGAAGAGAAGUUAGGUCAAAUUAUUGUAUUAUUUAAAUAUGUUGAUGAUAAAGAUGUUUUUCAAAAAUUUUAUUCAAAAAUGUUAUCUAGACGUUUAAUUAAUGGUACUUCAGUGAGUGAUGAUAUUGAAAAGUUUAUGAUCACAGGUUUAAAACAAGCAUGUGGUUUCGAAUAUACCUCUAAAUUCCAAAGAAUGUUUAACGAUAUCACUCUAUCAGCAGAAACUAAUGAAGAGUUUAAAAAUCAUUUAAUUAAAAAUAGUUUAUCAAUUGGUAAAAUCGAUUUUUCAAUUUUAGUUUUAACAUCAGGAUCAUGGUCAUUACAUUCUCAAACUAGUAGUUUCAUUGUACCACAAGAGUUAACACUUUGUAUAUCAGCAUUUCAACAAUACUAUUCAACCCAACAUCAAGGUAGAAAAUUAAAUUGGUUACAUCAUUUAUGUAAAGCAGAGGCAAAGUCAUUCUUUGCAAAGAAAUCAUACGAUUUUCAAGUUACAAACUUUCAAUUGGGUAUUCUUUUAAUCUUUAAUACUCAAGAAUCUGUAAGUUUAGAAGAAAUCACUAAAUUUACAAAUUUAAAUGAAAAUGAAUUAUCAAGAACUUUACAAUCAUUAAUAGAAGCAAAGAUUUUAAUUUCAAAGAAAAAAGAUCAAAAUAGUAUUAAUAAUAAUAAUAAUAAUAAUAAUAAUAAUAAUAAUAAUGGUGAAGGUAAUAAUAGUUUAGUAGAUUCAGCAAAUAAUAUGCAACCAUCAUCAUCAUCAUCAUCAACUCAAGAAUAUACUGUUAAUAGUGCUUAUAGUAAUAAACGUUCAAAAGUAAAGGUUUCAUCUUCAUUACAAAAGGAAACACCAUUACAAAAUGAAGAAACUUAUAAAGGUAUUGAUGAAGAUAGAAAACUUUAUUUACAAGCUUCAAUCGUUAGAAUUAUGAAAGCUCGUAAAACUAUGAAUCAUGUUUCUCUCAUUCAAGAGGUUAUCGAACAUAGUAGACUUAGAUUCCAACCAAAUAUUCCAAUGAUUAAGAAAUGCAUUGAACAAUUAAUUGAAAAAGAGUAUAUUACUCGUGCUGAAGGUGAAUCUGAUAGAUAUUUAUAUGCUGCUUAA
Messenger RNA from Dictyostelium discoideum AX4, 2316 nucleotides. It is a transcript of the gene culB, whose product is annotated as cullin B. The record is from RefSeq and is a predicted model, not a curated record. Lineage: Eukaryota; Evosea; Eumycetozoa; Dictyosteliales; Dictyosteliaceae. The transcript is spliced from 8 exons. Bases 1 to 2316 code for a protein of 771 amino acids. Gene Ontology annotation, cellular component: cullin-RING ubiquitin ligase complex. Gene Ontology annotation, molecular function: ubiquitin protein ligase binding. Gene Ontology annotation, biological process: protein ubiquitination; ubiquitin-dependent protein catabolic process.